UUUUCUUUUCCCCCUUUUGAUUUCUCUACGCAUGGGAUUUCUUUUGGCCAUGCCGCCUUAACGUGGCUAUUGGCCAAGCGCUUCUUUUUGGUCUUGGAGUAACAAGUUGCGACAAGAGAAAGAGUGGACAACGGCGUUGGCUUCACUUGGGCUGGUCUUUGAUUCGGUGUGACUUUUUUUCUUCUUUCCUUUUGAUUCCCCCCUUUCCUUUUCUUCAUCUUCGUUAUAUGAUUCUGGACGCGAAAAAGAACAACUGUUAUUUCCCCUGCUACAUGCUAUUUUUCUUCAUAUUCUUCUCUUUCAAGCUGGCUUGGUUCUUCGAAUGGACGGGGAAAAAUUGUGCCUUUUCUCUAUGGACUUUCUUCUACACAUCUUUCUCGCCCGGUAAAAGCAAACACAAAAGUGACAAAAAAAAUUCUUUGGGGGGGGGGGCUAUUAUGUUUUUUUUUCUUUGGUUUGGCAGCGCUGCAUUUUUAUUGGAACACUGGGAAACGCUUCAGAUACCGCUUCAACAUGGCUUCAACACGGCUUCGACUUUUGAUAUCCUUAUUAUCAUUCUACCCUUUUUACUCUUCUUCUUAUCACGGCCCCUUUUUUGUUUUUGGCUUCUGUUGAUGGCUUUGCCAUUUGGCUAGUCUUGAUUUAUUUCGCAUUCAGCGUCCUUUAUAGAACCGACUACAGCAUGCAAAUGCCGCACACCAAUACCUUUUUCUGGCCUCCAAUAGGAGGAGCUGUAGCUUGCACUCUUAC
Molecule: messenger RNA, 750 nt
Organism: Trichoderma asperellum CBS 433.97
Lineage: Eukaryota; Fungi; Ascomycota; Sordariomycetes; Hypocreales; Hypocreaceae
Source: RefSeq, a predicted model, not a curated record